ACAAGGAUUGUAGUGAAUUUUGCUAUAAAAACUGUAAUUGCACUGCAAUUGUUUUACUUAAAGCCGCUUUUCAUUGGAGUUUGCGCUUUCGAGUUACGACAACCUGUCGUCAGAUGUUGGCCUUGCGUCAGUGGUAAGAAAGCUAUUUUAAUUUCGAAUUUUGGAUGGCCCUGAUAUACUCUAUUAAAUGUUCGGUAUACAUUAGUAUUUCAUUUCAAUAGUUGGGUAGCAAAAUAAAAAAUAGAAAAACGAAAAAUAAUGUCGAAGAUAAAUGAACCACCAAAAUAUUAUGGAAAAAGAAGGAGCAUUGUUCGUAGAAUUGGUUCAAUGUUACCUUUGAAACCCCCACCAAAAAUAUAUGUCAGUGUUACACCUUUACAUUCAAUGACAAGUUCUAUGAUUAACGAAGAAACUAGUAAUAAUUAUGCAGAUACAAAUGGAUAUGGUCCUGCAAGAAUGUCUAAUGUCAGGCCAGAUUUAUUGGAGCCUAUUAGUUUUGGAUCUGAAGUUCGAUUACUUGCUCUGGAACAGGAGCUUCAGGAACUUAGGGAACAAGUUUCAGCAAUAGUUAAAAGUAAUAAACAAUCUAGGCAUACAUCUACUGGUUCUUUAACAAAUGGAAUGGAUAGUGAAAAUAUAAUAGAGUCAAAUCAACCACCCCCACCUCCACCACCACCACCACUACCACCACCAACUCCUCAUAUUGCAAGAAGAGCAAGUUUACAAGAUCAUAAAGUUGAAGAUCGCAAAAGAGGCCCAUUUGCUUCUCAAACAUCUAUGACAGACGUAUUGAAGGACAUUGACAGCAUUAAAUUAAAGCCAAUUUCUAGAUCACCUGGAGGACGACCACUUCGUAUAAAGCGUGACAACAGUCCAUGCAAUGAUUUACAAGAAAUACUUAGAAGACGUUAUAUUGCAAUGAAUUCAGCUGAUAGUAGAAAUUCUUCAGCUAACUUGACAAUGAAUGACUCUUUCUCAAGUGAUGUGUGAAAAUAGACUGAAUAUUUUUCAAUGUGCACUGUGUACAAUGAAGGUGUCAUGUAACAUUUUGGAUGAUAUUAAUGACAAGAUAAUAUGUUUGAUUAAUCAGCUUGUUUACACCAUCAAAAUACUGCAAUAUUUUCAAUUUGUCAUUACAGGAUUAUGUAAGCAACAAAACGAACGUAUCAAACAUUUUUAAACUUACAAAAAUAUUAGUUUCGUGUUACAAAUUAAUUUUUAGAAAGUAAUACUAUCUUUUUUAAAGAGCAUUAUUACAAUUAAAACAUAUAUAGAUGAGCUAACCAAAGAUAGUAUUCUAUAUACUGACGCUGAUAAAAAUAUUGGGUUGUAAACUGA
Messenger RNA from Bombus impatiens (common eastern bumble bee), 1338 nucleotides. Its product is annotated as mitochondrial fission regulator 2-like. The record is from RefSeq and is a predicted model, not a curated record. NCBI's taxonomy places the organism in Eukaryota, Metazoa, Arthropoda, Insecta, Hymenoptera, Apidae. The coding region runs from base 259 to 990 and encodes 243 amino acids. The transcript is spliced from 5 exons.